Capronia coronata CBS 617.96 is the source of this 2442-nucleotide messenger RNA. RefSeq lists its product as uncharacterized. NCBI's taxonomy places the organism in Eukaryota, Fungi, Ascomycota, Eurotiomycetes, Chaetothyriales, Herpotrichiellaceae. Gene Ontology annotation, biological process: chromatin remodeling; DNA repair; negative regulation of transcription by RNA polymerase II. Gene Ontology annotation, cellular component: NuA4 histone acetyltransferase complex; Swr1 complex. Gene Ontology annotation, molecular function: transcription corepressor activity. Bases 1 to 2442 code for a protein of 813 amino acids. The record is from RefSeq and is a predicted model, not a curated record. The transcript has a single exon.
AUGGCGUCGACCAGCGACAUUCGCGACAUCAUGAACCUGGGCCAGGCUGGUCCUCGGCAGCCUGCGCCAAAGAAGAAGCGACAAGUUGAACCUCAACUACGAAUGACCGGCGUCAAGCGAGAAGUUCAGGCCCUCAUGGGCGAUUCGGUCCCUCCUAUUGCUAUUGUCGAACAGAAAUCCUACAAGUCGCGACCCUCUAUAUCUCAGAAACUCUUCAAAACGAGACACUGGGAGGAGAGACCGUUCCAGCAUGGCGCAAGAACAGACGGGCUAGAGUUGAGACACUGGAAACGCUCUAUUCCUGGCUCCAACGCUCGACAACCUUCAAUCACAAACGCUGCGGGCUCGGCGGAUGUGGAAAUGACAGAUGAACCCACGACGCCAUCUGCCAUGCAAGAGUUGCGCUUUGAAGAAGAGUUUCCUUCACACAAGUGGGAUGUCAAAGUGCAAUUGCCUUCUUACACAGACGAGCAGUAUCAGAGUGUGUUAAAGUCGACGGAUUGGACAAAGGAAGAGACGGAUUAUCUGAUGAACCUUUGCCGCGAGUACGAUCUGCGCUGGGUCGUCAUUGCCGACCGUUACGACCCGGAUCAGAUCUCUGGCGCAACACAGCUACCGCAGGACGGCGAGGCUAAUGGAACAGAACUCGUUCGUCCGAGCAAAUAUCCAGCGCGUUCCAUGGAAGCACUCAAACAACGAUAUUACGCCAUCGCCGCGAAAAUGCUCGAGGUACAGAUCCCGGCGAGCAACAUGACCCAGGCCGAGUUUCAGUUGUGGGAGAAGAUGCGGAACUUCGAUGCCAGAACAGAGACAUUGCGCAAAACCAUGGCGGAGAAGCUGUUUGAGCGCACCAAGGAUGAGGCCGAGGAGGAGCGAGUGUUGCUCGAAGAACUUCAUCGCAUCACGAAACACGAGGAAGAUCUCAUCAAAUUAAGGGCCGAGCUUUAUUCGAGACUUGAACCGGUCCCUCCGUUGAGGAGGAAUGAAGAGCAAUCAACCGCAGUGUAUCAAACUUCUGGAGGUUUGUCUAUGUUGUUGCAAUCACUCCUCGCUAAGGAGAAGAGAUUGAAGCGUCCUCCGCCGCCGAACGGGACAGAAGCAGGCACAGCAUCAGCCACGCCCACAGAUGCUUCCAAACACGACAAGGCAAGACACCCCAACCAGUAUUCUCGGAGGGAUACUAUGGACACGCAAGCCGAAGAAUCAGGACCCCAGAAGAAGGGGUCGACAUCCCAGCCCAGUGUCCGUGUACUGUCACCGCAAGACGAGGCACGCUUUGGUGUAACGCAUCCGCAAGAGAGACUUACUAGUGGUGUGCAAUUCCGGCACGAAAAGAUCAAUCGUCUCAUGAUGGCCAAGAGCCAGACGCAGACAGCCAAGAUUCAAGCCGCUCUGACCGAGUUGGGUAUACCCCCUCGCUUACUCAUGCCUACUCAACGGGUGUGUCGUGUAUUCGAGGCACUGGUGAGCGAGAUCAAUGUCCUCUUGGAUGCCAGAAAGGUCAACGAAAAGGUUGCUACCGAAAUCAAGAUUCUGGAAGAGGCGAGACGCAUCCGACUCGGUCUGCCCAAGGAGGAAGAGCAAAACCCUCCACCUGCCGUUGAUGCCAUGGAAGUCGAUUCUAGCCAUCUUGACGAAAACUCAAAGCUUGAGAACGGCCAGAACCAUUCAAUACCCACUACCAAAAAGGAGCAGAAUACUGGCAGUGGGAACGGCGCUCCGACAGUCAAGACUGAAGACAAGACCGAAGAUGGUGACCGUGCUAUCCAGAAUGGUACGACGCAGGUUGACAGGCAUGACCACGCGGGUGGCGACGCAGAUGCCGAUGACGAUGGAGACGACGUCGGCCAGAGUUCAUCCCUGCAGCCUCAAAGAAAUGAACGCAGAGAUGAAGAAAAUGAUGGACCGGAGGAAGAAGAAGAAGAAGAAGAGGAAGAUGAGCAAAGUGGACCGGGUCCCAAGCACUCUACUAGGGCCCUCGACAGCGAGGCCGACUCUUCGGAAGCAAGUGACCCGGAUGAUGAGUCUGGGCACAAGGGUGGUGAACAGGACGAGGAAGAGGACGAGGAUGAUGAAGAUGAAGAUGAAGACGACGAGGCUGAGGUUCAGGCCACACCACAGGACGACAGCGACGUGGAUGAGGAAGAAGAAGAGGACGAGGAGGCUGAAGCUGAGGCAGAAGCCGAGUCAGACGAAGACGAAGAUGACGAGGAGGCAGACGGUUCAGACGGCGACGAUGAUGCUGAGCAGGAAGCUGCCGACUCAGAAGGCGACGAUGCAGAACAUGCAGGAAAAGGUGCCGGUCAAGAUGAGGUCCAGAAAAAGGAACAUCUGGCUCCCUCCGUGGGACCCCGUGCCCAUAAGCGUUCCGCGAGUGUCAUCUCCGAGACCAGCCGUGCUGGCAGCAACCGCAGCGGUUUCGGAAGGAAGAAGAGAAGAUGA